This is a messenger RNA of Rhodotorula toruloides NP11, 1620 nucleotides long. Its product is annotated as MFS transporter. The transcript is spliced from 8 exons. NCBI's taxonomy places the organism in Eukaryota, Fungi, Basidiomycota, Microbotryomycetes, Sporidiobolales, Sporidiobolaceae. Gene Ontology annotation, biological process: transmembrane transport. The record is from RefSeq and is a predicted model, not a curated record. The coding region runs from base 1 to 1620 and encodes 539 amino acids. Gene Ontology annotation, molecular function: transmembrane transporter activity.
AUGGCAACGAACCACUCUGCCCGUCCCGUCGACUUUGCGCCUGGCACCGUUCGUCUCCUCGACUUUGACGACGCUGCUCCUGGGGACGCGGAACUCGUCCUUGUGCCCGCUCCUUCCAGUCACCCAGACGAUCCUCUCAACUGGUUCGGCCCGCGCAAAUGGCUCUCCCUCGCCUGCGUCGUCCUCUAUACCUUCUCGUCGGGUGCUCUUACGGCCGCACUCUACUCAAUUUAUCCUGACUACUCGGCCGCAACCGGCAUCGACAUCCCUACCCUCAACCAAGCCGUCGGCGUGAUGUUCCUACUCGUCGGCUUCGGCCCCAUGCUCACCACUCCCCUCUCCAACAUCAUCGGCAAACGCCCAAUCUACCUCGGCAGCCUCCUCUUGUCCGGCUCGAUCUCCAUCUGGUCAGUCUUCAUCAAGUCGACGCCGCAGUGGUACGGCCGCUGCGUCUUGCUCGGAAUCGCCGGCGGACCCGUCUUCGCUACGACUGAAGUUAGCGUCUCGGAUGUGUUCUUUGCACACGAGCGUGCACUUCCGAUGGGCAUCUACAUCAUCGCCCUCUACUUGGGCGCCCUUGCCGCGCCGCUCAUCGGCGCUUACCUCGCCGCAGCCUGGGACUACCGCGCCGUCUUCUACUUCUGCGCCAUCCUCAUCUACGGCACUCUCGCCUUCUGCUUCGUCUUCAUGGAGGAGACGAACUACGUCCGCCCUUCUCCUCUUGAGACUACCUCCGCCGGCGACGACAGCGACGACGACCACAAGCACGUCGACCCACACAAGAUCUCCGCCUCGUCGCACGUCGUCCAGGUCGACGCGAAGCGCAAGUCGUUCGUCAAGCGUAUGGCGCUGUUCGAGCGUCCUGGUCCGCACGCUUGGAAGAUCUUCAAGGUUGGGAUUCUUCAGCCUAUUGCAUUCCUUCGCCUGCCGAUCGUUUGGUGGUGCGCGGUCAUGUACGCCUUCGGGCAGGUUUGGUUCAACCUCAUGAACGCCCUCACUGCUUCGAUCCUCAUGGCUCCGCCGUACAACUUUUCAGUCAAGCAGGUCGGCCUGGCUUACCUCUCGCCGAUGAUCCUGACGAUUCCCAGCGUCAUCCUCUACGGCUGGGUCAACGACAAGUGGGCUCUCUGGAUGGCUAAGCGACGCGGCGGCAUCUCGGAACCCGAAGACAAGCUCUCCCUCCUCCUCCUCACGACCGCCAUCCCCCUCCCCGUCAGCCUCCUCAUGCUUGGCCUCCCGCCGACCUACGCCUGGCGCUGGCCAGCCUACGUUGUCGCCGGGAUGGGAAUGAGCGUCAUGUUCGGCAGCUUCUUGACCGCCUCGAGCAUCUACUACCUCUUCGACUGCUACCACACCUUCAGGCCGUACUCGUACGACUUGCCGACGAGCGACUCGCCGCAAAUCCUCGCCCUCCUCAUGCCGUCAAUGGCCAUCUCCUUCGGCUUUAACUACGCCGUCUCGCCCUGGACAGCCGGAAUCGGCCUCCGCAACUUUGGCAUCUCCGCCUGCUUCACGGCCUUCGGUUGCGCACUCCUCACCCUGCCCAUGCUGCGCUGGGGCAAGGCGCUCCGCAUCCGCGAUGCAGCCAUGUACUACGGUGAGGGCGGGUCAAAGGCUUGA